Carassius carassius (crucian carp) is the source of this 2161-nucleotide messenger RNA. RefSeq names its product zinc finger protein 43-like. Gene Ontology annotation, biological process: regulation of transcription by RNA polymerase II. Gene Ontology annotation, molecular function: RNA polymerase II transcription regulatory region sequence-specific DNA binding; DNA-binding transcription factor activity, RNA polymerase II-specific. Lineage: Eukaryota; Metazoa; Chordata; Actinopteri; Cypriniformes; Cyprinidae. The record is from RefSeq and is a predicted model, not a curated record. Bases 95 to 1585 code for a protein of 496 amino acids. Gene Ontology annotation, cellular component: nucleus. The transcript has 3 exons.
GUUGAUCCUUGCCUCGGUAAAGGGGGAGUAAUCACUUUUAAAACAUCAGGAUUGUGAUGGCAAUAUCUGAAUUGCGGGGCCAGAACCUGAAACAAUGCAGGCCAUACAUAACGAGUCAUUAUGGUGCCAACCCCCUAAUCAAGAAGCCUUGACUUCAUCUAAGAUACCAGAGAAGGACUGUACUCAGUUUAAGUGUGAACGAUGUGGACAAGUGUUCAAAACCCCAAAGAGCUUACAACAGCAUCAGCAGUAUCGUGCCCUCGAGCGGGGGUUCAAAUGCACUCUGUGCUGCAAGGUGUUUAAUGACCGGGAGAGUCUGCAGAGCCACCUUCAAAACCAUGCUCAUGAACGCUUUUAUAGCUGUGGACACUGUGGAAAGCGAUUCCUAAGACAAGAGACCGUACUGUCACAUCAAAAGCAGUGGCAUGGAUCUGUUGGUUCCAAGACUUUGAGUAGAUCUGAGGAAAAUCAAAGAAAUAACAUGGACAAGUCUUAUCCUUGCAAAAUUUGUGGCUUGCGCUUCUUUUGGUUGUCUGACUUGCAAAGCCACCAAAACAGUCAUUCUCGUGUCACCAGGCCAUCCAGUGAGGAAACACAAAAACAGGAAAUGCUUGCGGACGAAGAAAGUAAGAAAAAUGGCAUUCUUUCAUUUAAAGAGCCAUGUCGUUGUGGCAUGUGUGGGGAACCUUUCAACCAAAUUUCAGAUUUAAGAGAGCAUCAUAAAGCACAGCAUCCAGAUGAGGUUGAAGUAAAGGACUCUUCGGGUUUACCAACUAAGAUGAAACAGCAGUACCAUGGUGUAAUGCGACAAAUGGUUACAAAACGGCAAAAGCUGAGAUUUGAUCCACUAAGGCCAAGCAUAAAAGGAAGACCUAGAGGUGUGAACAGAGCCAAUUUUAGUGGUAAAAUAUUUUCCUGCAAACUCUGCCAUCGUGUGUUUGUACACUCAAGCAGUCUCUCUCGUCAUAUGCGUUACCAUAAGGGAACUCUACAUGCCUGUGUUUAUUGUGGAAGACACUUUCCACAAAGAUGUGAUGUCACAAGGCAUGUGGCCAUGUACCACAAUUCAGCACUUCAACCUAAGGCUCAUGAGGAUUCAAAGACAGAACAUGAGGAUAAAACCAGUGAACAGGAACCUGCAAAAGAAUUACCACAAACAGAAAGUGAUGGUAAACCAGAAGAACCUGAAGAAGAAAAUCAGCCAGAUGAGCUGUUACUUGUUUCUCCUUCUAAAGGAACUUACAAACCAAGGAUGAAGUACAAAUGUAAAGAAUGUUGUAGAGUCUUUGGGCUACUUAGUGUUUAUCGGCGACACAUGUAUUACCACAAGCGAAGUCCCUGCAAGGUUUUGCUCAGUUGCCCUCUCUGUCCAAGCCGCUUCACAUUCCUGUCUGCUUUAGAUCGCCAUCUUGAAUAUCAUCAUAAAGGAGACUCUGAAAAUGAUGGCACAAAACCUCCUGAGACUAAUGUAGUUGAUUCAAAAAGUCAACAAGGAGAUGCUGAUGCUGAAAAGCCUGAUAAAAAUGCUGAUAAUGGCAUGUCAUCUGAGUUACUGAAUGAUUCCACUGAAUAUUUUGAGACGUAGAGAUACACAAAAUGGCCAAAAGUAUAUAGACAUCCAUAUCUAAUGAACAGGUUUGGCUAUUCCAGCAAUUUUAGUGAAGACAAAUGUAAAUGCUUAACUCUAAAGUGGAAUAUUAUGCGCUUUCAAUUUUGUUUCGACAGCGAGGACCCUUUUUCUAUUUCAGCAGGGCAGUGACCCUUUAGUCAAAGCAAUGCUCUACUGUUUCAGGUGUUGAAGAAGUGAAUGGCAUGCACAGAAAUACUACUGAGUACCUUUGGGAUGAAUUGGGAAUGCAGACAGAGAGCCAGAAUAUUUUGCUUGGUGUUAUUGCUUGACUUUCUUGAUUCUCGUGUCUCUUGUGAAGCAGUUCCCUGCAACAGUGUUCCAUCCCAGAAGAGUGGAGUCUUGUUAUAGCAGCAAAAGGAGUGAAUCAUGUCAUACUUUUGAAAAUAAACGGUUGACCAGCAUCAGAGAAUCAUUUACCCUAAAGGCAUUUAGGUCUUAAUGCAAACCAGGUCUGUCCUUUUGGAAAAGAAAAGGGCCCUCCCCACAUAGUUGCAACAAAGUUGGAAGCAGCGAAUACUCAAGUAAAUUAUU